UCUUGGAAAAACAAGAAGACAGUGAUAGCAGUUGGAAGUGGUGACAAAUCGAUGUCUAAAAACUUUCAAGAUUUGGCAACUGAUGGCACUUGGACUGUAAUAGUUCUAGAUAAUGAAACGUCUCCCUCUGAUGCAUUUGAAAAGCGCAUGCUCGAUCAGUACAAUGCCGACAGAGGGGAGAUGCGUGAAUCGUACCACGUUGGAGCUACAUUUGAGGAAAAGCAGAUUAUAGGAUGGUUCAAUAAUUAUCCUUUCCACGCCGUGCCUUUGAUUUUGAAUAUGUUGUACAAUGCGCACCUGAAAUCAUCAGGCAUUUCUUUAAACAUUGUGAACCAUCCCCUGCCAUAUACGGCCAAAUCACAGGCUUUGCUGCUGUUGAGACGCACGGGACAAGUGUCCUUGCCCAUCACCUUGGGCAUGAUAGUUUUAUCCAGUUACUUCAUCCUGUUCCCCGUCAAAGAACGUUCCAACAACGCCAAGCACAUGCAGAUCGCCUCCGGCGCGAAUGUCCAUAAAACUGUGGGUUAUUGCCCACAGUUCGAUGCUCUAAUUGACGUAAUGACUGUUAGAGAAACACUUCGAAUGUAUCUUUUGCUGAGAGGAUACCCCUACAAAGUGAUAUCGAGAGAAACAAGAAAUAUAUCAAAGAAUUUGAAGUUGAGAGAACACUUGGAUAAAAAAGUUAAGGAUUGCAGUGGUGGCAACAAACGCAAGUUGAGCUUAGCAAUUGCUCUGAUAGGCGACCCUCCUUUGGUGUUCCUUGAUGAGCCGACAGCAGGGAUGGACCCGGGCAUUAGGAGGCAAGUGUGGGAUGUCGUGAUGGAAAUAAGAGAAUCCGGCAAUAGCGUCAUACUCACAACUCACAGGAAGCCGGUGACCUGCGUGAGGCCGGUGCUGGAGAGCGGGCCGUCGUGCGUGCGCAGGAACUGCGCCAGGGACUCGAGCGUGAGCGUCUCGCGGUCGGCGUCGUCCGCCCAGAAGCCUACGCCCACCGACACGUGGUUGUGCAGGUUGCGGCCCACGCCGGGCAGGUCGAGCACCACGGGCACGCCCACGGCGCGCAGCUCCUCCGCGGGCCCCACGCCCGACAGCAGCAGCAGCUGCGGCGACGCCACCGCCCCCGCCGACAGCACCACCUCCUUGCGCGCGCGCACGCGCCGCGUCUCGCCGUUGGGCAGC
Gryllus bimaculatus (two-spotted cricket) is the source of this 1179-nucleotide messenger RNA. The record is from the annotation of a GenBank genome assembly. NCBI's taxonomy places the organism in Eukaryota, Metazoa, Arthropoda, Insecta, Orthoptera, Gryllidae.